UUAAUGAUACAUAGAGAGAAAGGCAAAGCUAUAACAAAUCAAAAUCAUAUAUAUAUAGGUAGAGAGUGUGGUUGGAUGGUCUAUUUGUUGGCUAUAAAUACAUGUAUGCUGAAACAGCUGAAUUCCAUUUUCUGCAACUCUCCUCCUGUUCACAACUACAGCAUAGCCCACAGUGAACUUAGACAAGCAGAUCAAGAAAGAGAGUUCUUGUUUUCACUAUCCUCUAGCUAAUUCCCUUUUUCAUCUUCAUCUUUCCCUUACCAGCUCUCCAUGGCGUUUCCUAAUCAAGAAUCCGAGUCCUCCAAUUCACUGAGGAAAAACGGGAGGGGGAAGAUUGAGAUCAAGAGGAUCGAGAACACGACGAAUCGGCAGGUGACAUUCUGCAAACGCAGGAAUGGGCUGCUCAAGAAGGCCUACGAGUUAUCGGUUCUUUGCGAUGCCGAGGUUGCCCUCAUCGUCUUCUCCAGCCGUGGCAGGCUCUAUGAAUAUGCAAACAACAGUGUUAGGGCAAGUAUUGAAAGGUACAAGAAAGCAAGUGCUGAUUCCACAAAUUCUGUGUCCACAUCUGAAGCAAACACACAGUUCUACCAGCAAGAAGCCAACAAGCUGCGCAGACAAAUACGAGAGAUACAAACCUCAAACAGACAAAUUCUUGGAGAGGGUGUUGGGAGUAUGACAUUGAAGGAUCUGAAGAGCAUGGAAGGCAAAAUCGAGAAAGCCAUCAGCAGAAUCCGUUCCAAGAAAAACGAGUUGUUGUUUGCUGAGAUAGAGCUCAUGCAGAAGAGGGAGUUAGAGCUGCACAAUGCCAACAUGUUUCUACGAGCAAAGAUAGCUGAGAAUGAGAGAGCACAACAGCAAAUGAACUUGAUGCCUGCAGGGUCAUCAGAUGAUCACCAUCAGUACCAGCCCAUGACUUCAUCACAUGAGGCGGCCUACGAUCUUCGGAACUUCCUCCCGAUGAACCUCAUGGAACCUAAUCACCACUACCCUCGCCACGACCAAACGCCUCUCCAGCUUGUCUGAUAAAGGUAAAAGUCGGACGACUUCAACGUUGUUAUUCGGGCAAGAAAUCUUGCUGAUCAUGAUGAUCAGUUGUCUGUCAAUGUAUCUUAAAACUUUUGUGAACUUCACAAGUUGUCUAAAUUAAAGCUAACUACUUACUACUUAGUUUGACUUAAUUUGUGGGCAACUACUCGUCUUUCUCUAUGCAGAAUCCUUUGCAAUAUUGCAGUUUAUGGUCCUAACAUA
Sesamum indicum (sesame) is the source of this 1248-nucleotide messenger RNA. RefSeq names its product agamous-like MADS-box protein MADS1. Gene Ontology annotation, cellular component: nucleus. Gene Ontology annotation, biological process: positive regulation of transcription by RNA polymerase II. Gene Ontology annotation, molecular function: protein dimerization activity; DNA-binding transcription factor activity; RNA polymerase II transcription regulatory region sequence-specific DNA binding. NCBI's taxonomy places the organism in Eukaryota, Viridiplantae, Streptophyta, Magnoliopsida, Lamiales, Pedaliaceae. The record is from RefSeq and is a predicted model, not a curated record.